Messenger RNA from Drosophila willistoni, 573 nucleotides. Its product is annotated as acanthoscurrin-2. The transcript is spliced from 3 exons. NCBI's taxonomy places the organism in Eukaryota, Metazoa, Arthropoda, Insecta, Diptera, Drosophilidae. Bases 1 to 573 code for a protein of 190 amino acids. The record is from RefSeq and is a predicted model, not a curated record.
AUGAAGGUAUUCGUUUGCUUACUCGCCGUCUGCAGCAUGGCUCAGGCUGGAUUUUUGGGUGGCGGUGGAGCCGUUAGUUCCGGUUGGUCAUCCGGAGGAGGCGGUGGCGGCGGCGGAGGCUGGUCAUCGGGCGGUGGUUAUGGCGGCGGCGGCGGCGGCGGCUACGGAGGCGGUGGCUAUGGCGGCGGUGCCAGCACCGUCAAGGUUGUUAAAGUCAUCUCCGAUUCGGGAGCCGGAGGUGGAGGAGGAUAUGGAGGCGGCGGCUAUAGCGGCGGCGGCGGUGGCGGCUGGUCAUCCGGCGGUGGCUAUAGUGGUGGCUCUUCUGGCUGGUCCUCCGGCGGAGGCGGCGGUGGUUAUGGCGGCGGUGGUGGCUAUGGAGGCGGCGGCUACGGAGGCGGCGGCUCUAGCAUCAAAAUCAUCAAAGUCAUUUCCGAUGGUGGACACGGAAGCAGCGGCGGCUAUGGCGGUGGUCACGGAGGUGGCUACAGCGGUGGUUAUGGCGGUGGCUAUAGCGGCGGCUACUCUUCCGGUGGUUGGGCUCCUCAAGGCGGUUGGGCUCAGAGCGGCUGGUAA